CCUCGACCCAUCUCGGCCCCAAGAACCCUAACCCGCUUCUCUGCUCAAAUUUCACUUCCCAGCUCCUCACUCAUCAGCUCUCCUUUCUCUCUCUUUUCUUCUCUCAUCUCUCACCUCUCUUCGCCCUCACAAUCACCGGAGUACAUACUUCGUACACACUUCGGCGCAUCCGAGAAUGGCAAGCAGCACCGAUCAUCAAAAUGGCACCGACAUAUUAUAGCACCUCAACACGAGACCACUUCGUCGAACCGCCCUCUCUCCUCUCCCGCCUCAUAUCCGCGCUCCCCAGCGGCCUCCCAGCUCAAAUGCACCGAGUCUUCGAGUCCCCGACCCAAAGCACCACUGCUUCGCGAAUCCCGAGGUCCUUACGCCGCUGGGAGAGAAGCUGUCUCUCCCUCCACCCGAGGAGGUUGCUGAGUCUGCCGCAUGCGUUUAUUGCAAUUUGGGUAGUUCUCCUGCUUUGGGGCGAGAGAUGGGUGUUUAGGAGUUCGGUACAGGAGUGUAAGUGGGAGAAUUGGGAGAGUUGGCCCAAAGAUGCGACGCCGCAUCAUCUGGUAUUUCUGGCGGAUCCCCAGCUUAUUGAUGCGCAUAGCUACCCGGGGCGGCCGUGGCCGUUGGACAAGUUUACCAUCAUGCAUACAGAUAAUUAUAUGAAGAGGUCGUUUAUUUCGCUCCAAGAAUCGCUGAAUCCGGAUACGAUUUUCUUCUUGGGGGACCUGUUUGAUGGGGGGAGGGAGUGGAAAACGGCGCAUGGGAAUACGCAGGAUCCGUCGUGGGCGAAUGGGCUACGGCCCUCGGGCGAACAAGCAUUUGUCGAGACUUGGGGAAAGCGGUAUGGGGAGGAUUAUUGGUUGCAUGAAUAUGACCGGUUCGGGAGGAUAUUCUUUGAUUUCUGGAUGAAGGGUACGAGUCCAGGGCCUUGGCAGAGAGGGAGGAAGAUCAUUUCGACGUUACCUGGAAAUCACGAUUUGGGGUUUGGGCAGCAAGUUAAAAUACCCAUAAGGAAUCGAUUCGAAACGUAUUUUGGCGAGGGAAAUAGAGUGGAUGUGAUUGGAAACCAUACAUUCGUCUCUGUGGAUGCGGUCUCGUUAAGUGCUGGAGGAGAUGCACAUGGGACGAAAGAGCUCACCCAGCCGGUCGAAGACUUCCUCGCAAAUGUUCGGAGCCUGAAAAGGAAAGCUGUUGUGAGAGAAUUGAGCAUCCAAGCUGGACAGGAGAAAGUACUGCAACAUGUACAUAAGGCUGAAGAUUUGGACCAAGUCGAUUUCUCACACCUUCCUACUCUCGAUCCUGGACCUUCGGGCCCAGAGCUUCCAACAGUUCUCCUCACACAUGUGCCAUUAUACCGCCAACCAGGGACUCCUUGCGGACCAAUGAGAGAGCACUGGCCUCCGGAGACACCUCCUAAGGGCCAGACUACCCCGGUAUUUCCAGAUCACCGAAAUGCGAUCUCGAUCUCCAGAGGAUAUCAAUACCAAAAUGUACUCAGUGAGGACGACUCGGUUAAUCUCGUCUCUGCUAUUGGGAACGUCAAAUCCGUAUUCUCGGGCGACGACCAUGAUUACUGCGAAAUUGUCCAUCCAGCAAAUAAGAACUCCGCCCGCGAAAUAACAGUAAAAAGUAUGAGCUGGGCACAGGGAGUUCGAAAACCAGGCUUCUUACUCCUCAGCAUGUGGAACCCCAUCGAUACCUCGGGACAAUCUCUUCAAUCUACAGCCGUAACGACCAUGGAAUCACAUCUUUGUCUACUCCCCGACCAAAUCAGCAUAUUCCUCCGCUACCUAACCCUCAUAGUCCUAACCCUGCUCACUCUCACCAUCCGCGCCAUCCUCGUCCCACUCCUGAGUCUCGUUCCCUUUUCCUCCCCUCCCUCCUCCUCCUCUUCAUCAAACACCAACGACUACCCCCUCCUCCCAACCACUAAAGCGGACCUCAAACGCGAAGAACCAGAACGAAGAGAGACUCGCUCCUCAAACUCUUCAACAUCCUCAACAUCAUCAAACAACAUCCAAAACCUAAACCUCGCUCCCCGCUCCUCCGCCGCGCGCACAAGAUCCGUGAGCCCUGCAAAAGGAUACGGCUUACCCGCCUCUCAAGUCCGGUUCGCUACCCCACCUCUUAUCAACACCGCAGGUUACAACCCCAGAUGGGACGACGAUGCUGCGACGAAGAAGCCGCCGAUUUUUGAUUUCGUUGGGAAUGGGAAUGGAGCAGGGAGAAAGGAGGCCGUGCCGUUAAAAGGAGUGAAGCUGAUAUGGAGAGAAGCCUGGACGAGUAUUUGGCGGGUGGCGUGGGUGGUUAUCUGUGUGUAUUUAUGGUUGGCGUAUUAUGGAUAGGAUGGGUUUCCCGGGCGGGAAUGUAUCAUAGGAUAGGAUAGGAUUGGUAGUCUGUUGCAUGGAUUGGCGUUAGUGAGCCUUGAAUAGUGCAAAGCAUGUUCUUUUCGAACCUUUUAAACCAUUAAAACUUGU
Messenger RNA from Mollisia scopiformis, 2468 nucleotides. RefSeq lists its product as uncharacterized. Lineage: Eukaryota; Fungi; Ascomycota; Leotiomycetes; Helotiales; Mollisiaceae. The transcript has 2 exons. The coding region runs from base 201 to 2336 and encodes 711 amino acids. The record is from RefSeq and is a predicted model, not a curated record. Gene Ontology annotation, cellular component: endoplasmic reticulum. Gene Ontology annotation, biological process: GPI anchor biosynthetic process.